UUGUAUACAACUACCCCCGAUUUCCAUUUUUUUCCCUAACUCGUAAUGUAUUUAAUUCAAGUGAAACGUAAUCAUGACGUGUGUUGUCAUUAAUCUCCUCGCCGCCUCUCCCGGGACUGUUGGAGGUGGUCAGGCAGAUUGCCAUCAUAAGAACACACCCUCUUUAAUUCAAGGAAGUGAAGCAUGGCAUAGACACAUCAGCAAGUAUGGAUUCCCCACCAGAAUGUAUGCUGGCUCUUUCCUGUGAGCCCCCACUGUCUCCUCCCUCCAUGCCAUCCCUAGACCACAGUCCCCAAUUCCUUCCCCAGAGUCCUCAAUCUACCCCUUCUAGCCCUCAAACUGAACUCUAUGCCCCAGUCUCACCCUGCCCCCUUCCUGAGGCCAGCCUCCAAGAUGAGGAGGAGGAGGAUGAGGAAUUGUCAACACCCCCAUCACCCACCCCAGCGGUGGCGCUGUUUCCUGGAGAACUGGAACUUGGCAGUCCCUCAUCAGAGAGCAGCCCUCCAGCCACACCACUGGCACCUUUCGCUGGUUUUGGAGCUCUCGAGAAGGCGAUCUCCUCCGGACAAAGUACCACCUGCGAUGAUGAGUUGGAUCUUCAGCUUUUCAACAAUGAGAGCAUGGCUGUUACUGGAGGGACUAGCUCUGGGCCUGGCUUAAGGUUCCCUUGUCAUGUGUGUGGAAAGAGAUUCCGCUUUCAAAGUAUUCUCUCUCUUCACGCUCGAGCACACAGUUUGGACAGAGAGCGACGUGCUUCAGCUCCCUACCGAACCACACACUCCAAACUCCAGCAAAACCAUGAGACCAACAGUAUAAUCCAGAAUCCAUUAUCUGGGUCAUUUCAAAAGAGUAUGAAUGAAGACAUGGUCCCAGAGGAACCUCUUCAAACUGCUAGCAGCCCUCAGUUCCUCUUUGAAGGAACCACAGCCCUGACUCCACCUUUAACAGAGGAAGCAUCAAUCUCAACCUCCUUCUCUCCACUUGGCCAUGCCCACUUGGAAGACAACACCCCCUCCACUGCUGCUCCUGCCUUUCGGUGUCAUGCUUGUAAGGGAAAGUUCCGUACCGCUUCAGAGUUGGCACGUCAUGUGCGGAUUCUCCACAACCCCUAUAAAUGUACAAUGUGUCCCUUCUCUGCAAGUCAGGAGGAAAGACUUGCUGCACAUCUGCAGGAGAGCCACCCACCUGAAGAUCCUCCUGCUGAAACAGUUUUCCCCUCUCACGCUAUAAAAGCACCACCAGAAACUCCUGUCCCACAAAUGUCUGUUGUUCCAGCUUUCCGAUGUGAGACAUGCGGGCAGCGUUUUACACAGUCCUGGUUUUUAAAAGGGCACAUGAGGAAGCACAAGGACUCAUUGGAUCACAAGUGCCAGGUGUGUGGCCGUGGUUUCAAGGAACCAUGGUUUCUCAAAAACCAUAUGAAGGUGCAUCUCAACAAGCUAGGCCUCAAGGCUGGAUUGGGAAAUCUGGGUGGAGCUGGAGUUGAUCAGUCCAAAGGUCCUGCAAGCUCACAAGUGCUGGGGGCCCUUUAUUCUAACUUGCUCCUGGCACGCAGCAUGGCAGGUGGUGGUGGUGGUUCAGGAAGUCGCACAGAGAGGUCAGAUGCUGGUGCAGGCUCAAGCAAAUCCUCUAUAUUGGGCUAUCUGGGCUUACCCAAAGAUAGCAGCAAUGGAAGUUGCAUGGAGCGCCUUCAGGCUGUGGCACAGGUUGCAGAAAUGGGUAAUGGAGGAGGACGGGGAGGUGACUCAGCAGACGGAGCAGACCAGGCAGCCAUGUGGCAGCUGGUUGCCCGCAGUCUGGUGGCAGCACAGCACAACCAACAGCAACAACAGCAGCGAUCCCAUUCACUCCAUCAGCAUCCUUCAUCACGAGCAACAGUUGCUGGGGAAGCCAAGAAUAUGAGGGCUUAUCUCGGUGGACUUGGUUCUAGAGAGGAACUGGAUGGAUCCAGUGCACCUUGGGAGUGUCCAGAUUGCGGCAAGCUGUUCAGAAGCCUCCAGCAGGUGGUUGCUCAUGCCCAUGUCCAUGUCCAGAAAACACAGAAAGGUCAAAGUGCCAGAGGGAGCAUGUCCAGGGAAGAGGACAUUAUAAACAGAGUCAGUGGAACUCAGGCAACAGGCGGAGCAGGACAGAGAACUAGUGAAAAUGAAGGCAGGCAGGAGGGAAAGCAGAUCCCAUCAGGAGUCGGGGCAGCUGGGAGCUUCCAUUCUGUCAUAUCACAUCUUUCUGGUCAGAACGGUCUGAGGGGAUCAUCCCCUUCAUCUUCAUCUCCAAGAGAGCGUGUUCGUGGAACAGGGAUGAAAGAUUGCCCCUACUGUGGAAAAGCCUUCCGGUCUUCCCAUCACCUUAAAGUGCACCUUCGAGUACACACAGGCGAGAGGCCAUACAAAUGCCCCCACUGUGAUUAUGCUGGCACCCAGUCUGGCUCUCUCAAGUACCACCUUCAACGUCAUCAUCGUGAGCAAAGGAAUGCUAUGGCAACCUCCCCAAACUCUCCAUCACCUAGCCUACCAUCUCUGACCGGGUCUCCCCGCGAAGGUGCCAAAAAACGUCGUCUCCCUUCCAUGUCCCAGCAGUCUUCUUUUGGGAGGGUUCCUGGAGAGGCUCCUUCUUCAAGGCACACACAGUCUUGGACUAUGGGCCUAUCAGAGAAGAAUGAGGGCUCUUCUGCAUCUGCACAUCAAAGAGAGGGAGACCUAGAAAGUCAGUAUCGUGGUCUGUCAGGGAUGAUGGGUGCACUCUUACCUAGUGGUCUAGAGCAAAGUUGGAUUGGGGAGGUAACACUUCCCAAAGUGCCCAAAGUAUCUAGACGAAAACCCCUUAUUACGAGCCGCUUGGUGUCAGCAAAUGGCUUCCAGGACAAGAUGACAUCCCAGGAAGGAGGCUUCGAACCUUUGGACCUUUCCCGUCGACCUUUACAAGAUGAAGGAGGAGUGAGCCACUCUGGAAGUGGACCUUCAAGUGGCUCUAAAGGGGGGAAUGACAUCCUCAAUCAAUGUGUGUUCUGUCCCUUCCGGACCUCUUCUGUGGAACUGAUGGCCAUGCACCUACAAGUUAAUCACACCAGCAAGUCUCGACGCAAGAGGGGUGCACCUAUCGGUUCCAACAAUCAUUCUCAAAGAUUGGCCAGGCCAGAUCGUGAUCCCCUGGCUUUGUGGAAGUUCCUCGGUGUAGAGGAUGGAGUCGCAUCUCCUGAAGAUUGGGUCUCGGCCAAGGGAAGAGUUGAGAAUGGAGUCAGUCCUGAGAACAGGGAAACAGAGGACAAUUUUGAGCUGCCCCCUGGAGCUACAGGAAGUUUCCAAAGCAUAAAGAAGCGGCCUAAAAUGAGCGAGCAUGUGGAUGAGGAAGACGAGGAGAUCGAUGAGGAGGAGAAUGACCUUGAAGCAAAUGGCAGCUUUGCAAAUGUUCCCCAGAAUCAGAGCAGAAGGGCUCAGUCGGUUUCGUCAGACCUCCUGGAUGAUGAUUUGCCCAGGGAGGAGGAAGGUGUCUUGGGGAAUAGCAUCUAAAGAGAGGCUUGGAUAAGUUUGUAGGUAGAGGGAGGGGAGAAAUGUUUGGGAAAUAGUUGUCUGUUGCAUCCCUCAAACCAAGAGCAGACCAGUCGCUAUGCUAACAUACUGUACAGCACAUAAUCAGUUAGCAGAUCAGUGUUCAAUCCCUUCACAUACCCUCCUAGACCCCAUUGGUUAGCGAUCGAUUACCUCUACACACACACACAAAGGAACUCAAUCAUACAGCGAUAUCCAGUAUUGUAUGCUAGUCUAAGCCUGUCUGUCUCGGGGCCUUUUUGAACACUGUUCUCUAGUUCCUGUCUUCUCGUCAGUGAACACAAUUGCCAAGUUGUAUUUCAAGUACAAUUUCCUUGCUCCUUGCUGUGAAUUUUGCUCUCAUCUCAACCAGGACCUGGAAUGUCAAUCUGGGAAGCCGGAAAAGCAAAAAAGAGACACUGUUCUUAAUCACUAUGAUAUACAGUAUUAAUGCUGAGAGAGACGCUAAGCGAAUGUCGGACGGACAUCCUACUUCCAUGUAAACUUGACCUGACAGCACGUCUUCAGUAAACCAAAGGAGUGAGCACACUUCUUACCAUGCACCUGCCAGACUCUGAACAGAAUGCUGUGAUAACUAAAUGGUACUCGCGAAUCACCUCCUAACAGAACCUGGCAGAGUAAAGAUUAUAUUAACAGAUACCCACACUGCCAGUCUACUCCGACGGGUCUUCUUCAGAUAUUAUAUGAAACAGAGAUUCUGCCUCGUCUAUAUGCUAUUUCUCUCAGUGCCUGUUGAUGUAAAAGGUUUUUAGCAGAUUCAACAACACAGUAAUAUAGUUACGGUGAAUAUAUACAGUAUAUAUGCGUAGUUGUGCUAGAGCGUAGAGUUCUGUGACAAUAUGGUGGCAGUUUGUGUGAAUAUAUCUGCUGUGAAUGAAUCAGCGAAUGAACCUAGAGCACUACAUGUGGGAACAGCUGGCCGUUUGAUAGGGGCCCUAUGGACGUGUUUACAUUUCAGAUACCACCAGGUUUUCCCGGUGGAAACCAGACCACCGUUCCUAUGAAAAAGAGUUCAAAUUUCAGGGUUUGAAAUCACAAUCUAGAAAACGGAGACUCUGCAAUAUGUCCAUCAUAUCCCUGUGAUACUUCCAUCUGAGAAAGGGUGGAAAGUGGGUCUCUACUACUAAAACAUUCAGUUUGCUGUUUCUUUUUUAAUGUGAGUAGACAUUCUUUUAUAUCAAAAAGGAAAACACACACACACACACACACACACACACACUAACAAAUUCAGACAUCCCAGUAGAACAUAUGUAGCUUUUGUAAAGAUAAGAGAUCAAAAAGAGGAUUAAAAAAGCGUUGUUUUCCUUUUAAGAAGUGUUAAUGGAAACGGAUAUGGAGAAAAGUAAUAAGUAUUAUAAUAAUUAUGAAAGAAGACUGCUUCAGAAUGUCUUUAGAGCACUGUGCAAAGUUUCUUUUCCCCCUUGAACCCCACUUUUGAUUUGCCUUUACAUGCGCACCAAACUUUUGGUCUUUCUUCCCAAAUCAUUUCUUCAUAAUGCUGCAGAUACAAUUCCCAUUCCCUUAGAUCAGGGUUGUCCAAGCUCGGUCCUGGAGGGUCGGUGUCCUGCAGAGUUUAUCUCCAACUUGCUUCAACACACCUGCCAGGAACUUUCUAGUACAGGAUUGUCCAAAUUAGGUCCUGGAGGGCUGGUGUCCUGCAGAGUUUAUCUCCAACUUGCUUCAGCACACCUGCCAGGAAGUUUCUAGUACAGGGUUGUCCAAACUCGGUCCUGGAAGGCCGGUGUCCUGCAUGGUUUAGCUCCAACUUCCUUCAACACACCUGCCUGGAAGUUUCGAGUAUACCUAGAAAGAGCUUGAUUAGUUGGUUCAGGUGUAUUUAAUUGGGGUUGGAACUAAAAUAUGCAGGACAACAGCCCUCCAGGACUGAGUUUGGGGACAACUGUUCUAGUAUAUCCAGUACGAGCUUGAUUAGCUGAUUCAGGUGUGUUUGAUUAGGGUUGGAGCUAAACUCUCCAGGACACCGGCCCUCCAGGACCAAGUUUGGACAAUCCUGUACUAGAAACUUCCUGGCAGGUGUGUUGAAGCAAGUUGGAGCUAAACUCUCCAGGACCAAGUGUGGACAUCCCUGCCUUAGAUGAUGUGUUUAUAUAUUCAUCAAUCAAUCAAUCAAUUAAUCAAUCAAUCAAAAAAAAUCAAUCAUUCAGACACACAAUCAAUGUUAAAUCUUGCCUGAUGAUCUUGAAACUUCAGCGAUUGCUAGUGUAUUUAUAAGCCGACGCUGAGACCGUGUCCAAGACAUGUCCCAGUAUCAGCACCGUCAGUCUGACUGAUCCGCUUGCCAAAUUUGAUUUCAUGUAAUUGUGUCGCAUUUUUGAUGUGGAAUUAGCACAUCACACAAACGAUGAUCUACUUUCCUUGUCCAACACUCAAAUGUGAAAUCAUUUCCAUCUCAUUUUUAUGGUUAGACACGCUGAGUGGGCGGUACUUUUGUCCCGUGAUUGACAGAGGCUGGCCUUAAUACGUGCGUUAUCGUGUCCUUGUUUUGUGUGUCGAUUAUCUAAUGCGUUCGUUCGGUAGCCCCCGAUGUGGUUUUUCCUUCGAGAUAACAGUCAAGCCACUGUGCCUUCUGUCCUGAGCACUUCCUCAAGUAUUUUGUACGCUCACCAAAAGCACUUAGCCCCUACUGUUUCACUUUGUAUUCUUCGGUAAACUGUGUUCUCUGUAUCUGAUCCUCUGUUUUCUUGAGACGUCAGAUGUGGGGGUGGUCGUGUCCAUGUCGAGAAAAAAAAACAAAAAAACGAGCGUCAUUCUUUCAUUCAUGCGUGCUGUGGCAUCUCCUCAUCUUUUAGCGAAUGCACCGAUGAAAGCUUGCGUGCUAUCUAGCUCCGAGGCCUUUGUUUGUAGAAGUUACUUUGAUUUCUACGAUGUUACUUUGAUGCCGAUGAGAUGAAAUCAAGCUCUUCUGCUCAUAAUUAUUAUUAUUAUCAUUGUUCUUUUUUGUUUUAUGGAAGAAAAACUAAGCAAACAAACAAACGAGAAAAAAAAAAAAACAUGAGCAAAAUGUGUCUUUUGAAUGUUGUACAGAUAGAAAUAGAGAUGUUGUGUUUUUAACAAGAGAUCAAACCUCGACACCUGUUCUCCAUCGCUCCCCUUGGAGCCAAACAUCUGCAUUUGUGGUCAUGGUAUAUGGCUCUUUUAGGAUGGCCUAACUGUGUGUACAGGGAUCAGGGCAAUAGUUUUGUUUUGUAUGUUUGUUUUGUAUGUGUGUGUGUGCAUUGAUGUCUUAAAAAUCUAUUAAUAUUUUGUGAAGAUAUACUGACACUGUGAAAUAAGCAUAAAGUAUUCCCAAACAGUAA
This is a messenger RNA of Danio aesculapii, 6862 nucleotides long. It is a transcript of the gene znf219, whose product is annotated as zinc finger protein 219. Gene Ontology annotation, biological process: regulation of DNA-templated transcription. The record is from RefSeq and is a predicted model, not a curated record. NCBI's taxonomy places the organism in Eukaryota, Metazoa, Chordata, Actinopteri, Cypriniformes, Danionidae. The coding region runs from base 207 to 3506 and encodes 1099 amino acids. Gene Ontology annotation, molecular function: RNA polymerase II cis-regulatory region sequence-specific DNA binding; DNA-binding transcription factor activity, RNA polymerase II-specific. Gene Ontology annotation, cellular component: nucleus. The transcript has 5 exons.